This is a messenger RNA of Notodromas monacha, 1236 nucleotides long. The record is from the annotation of a GenBank genome assembly. NCBI's taxonomy places the organism in Eukaryota, Metazoa, Arthropoda, Ostracoda, Podocopida, Cyprididae.
AUGGAGAGAAUAAGAGAAGACGAAUCGUCGUCCCGCCAGGGCGAAGUAUCCUUCAUGAACUCCUCUCGUUUUUCAUCCCGAGGAACGGCAAAUAAUCUGGACGGAAGCCGCUUGCAUUAUUCUGUUCCAUUUCCGGACAUUAUUCCGCUCCUCGGUGACCUGACCCCACGUGUUUUCUUUUCGCCUCCGCCUGACGGUGAUUACUACAUAUCUUUUUGCCCGUGUGUGCUGGCGGAGGAGAAGAAGAAGGCCAUUUGUCAGCAGCCAGGAAAUGCGGGUGCCGGGAACGAAACCGCAUCAAACGCCCAGGUGCCGGUGCGCCAGUCAAUGAUUCAAGGGUCCCCUGGGUUUUGCAGAUCCGGUUACUGUGAUCUGAAAUUUGAGCAUGCGGAAGCUGCGCCGGUGGAUUCCUUGGUGACCGAGAGCCUGCUGGCCCUCACGGAUCCCGGUCGACGGACACCACCAGCAGCAGCAGCAGGAGCAGCAGUCGAGACGACGGAGACGGACGUGGAUCCGACGCCACCGGGACGCCUGCUGCUCGAACCUUGGCUGCAAAGGUCUCAUCAUCACCGAGCAUCCUGCCCGCGAGUGGACGACGGACCUGCUGCUGACGGUUCUCGUCACCUGUGUUCGCCUCCAUCUCCUGGCACUGAACCUACUAUUGAGGACGAGGCAUCAGUUUCUUCGCUGCGGUGGACUGACAUCACCUCAUCCUCGUUCAACGGACAGCAAGGAGAGGUCAAGUAUGGACAGAUGGACUUGCCGACCAUCCACGACCCCCGUUUCUACGGAAUGCAGUACCUGCCCCGGUUGAGUCGGUACCCCACAGUGCCGGACUUCACGAUGGACCAUCUCCAUCACGGCGGGACGUGGAACGAGCAUUCACGGAAGAGGCGGCGGACUUUGGCGCGGCGGGCAGGAACUUGCGCCUGGGCGUCCCUGGCCAUGGCCACAUUCAUCGCGGCCCUCAUCGGCUUCUCCAUCUUCUGCUCCCGGGGUCAGCGGGUAUUUGGCCCGCUCUGACCUCUGAUGACGGUUCAUCCAUCACCAUCGAAGGCAUUUGAUUCAACGACUACAACGUGAUGACGUGGGAUAUUCUCCUUAUAGCUCCCUCUACUCGGACGGCCGAGCGCGUGAUCUGCUGGCUAGUCUGUGCAUUGAACGAGUAUAAAUACUGUACCGUACGGUGACUCGGUCUCUAUCACUCUCUCUCUCUCUCUCUCUCUCUCUCUCUCU